AUGAUCAACAUGACUGAGAAUGGCCGCUUCUUGGGCCCGGCCUGGUGGAUCCUCCAGGUCCUCCGCGUCUGCAACAUCAUCGCCCUGCUCAGCGUCGCAGUCGCGAGUGUUGUCCUGGUCAUCAAGACCGACGUCAAGAACAGCUUCUUCUUCUUCGAGGCCUUCUCCCACCUCGUCACUGCCGGUGUUGCGCUCAUGCUCAUCGUCUCUGAGCUUCCUCAGCCGCGCGUCAUCAGGGACUUCUUCCGCAGCAACUGGCCCACCUUCUCUACCGUCGACGCCUGCAACAGGGGUCACUCGCUGGCCUGGCUCGGUGUGUGGAUGAUCUCCAUGGGCACCUGGGUCAUGGGCUCUCUGCACGGCGACAACCUGGUCGAGAAGCUGUCCCUGCCGCUCUGGAGGCUGACCCUGGGCGCUGGUAUCCUCGCUCUCGUCUUCGGCUUCUUCAACUUCAUCGUCUCGGUGCUCUUCCGCAACGGGACCCACGGCAUCACCGCGCGCAUGGUCCGCGAGCACGGCGCCAACGUCUACAACGUCCGCACGACCAUGAUGCCGCCCGACUACGACCUGGACGCCUCGACCCUGAACGGCAGCGCCCGCUCCAACUCGGUCCGCAAGGAGAAGCACCACGCCAACGCCGGCAACCGUUUCACCUACAACUUUUCACAAGGCUUCCAGAACAACCGAAUCACCCGCAUGUUCGGCAAGGACAAGAAGCCCCAGAUCAGCGCGCCCAUCAGCGCGCCCGUCAUGGCCGAGAGGGACAUCGAGGCCCAGUACCCCGACCACCAUGACCACCACAACCACCAGGAGAACGUGGUCAUCCGGCCCGUGAGCCCUGUGAGCCCCGGCCCCACCCGGGAGUCGUGGGAAGCCAGCGACCGGGCCAGCCCCAUCGCGCCGAACGUCCAGCGCCCGCCGACCGCUCUGCAUCCCGCCUAUACCGGCAAGGCUCGCACGUACCGAUCAAGCAUUUACUCCACGGCGAGCUAUCUCACGCGGUUUUAA
This is a messenger RNA of Diaporthe amygdali, 1008 nucleotides long. RefSeq lists its product as uncharacterized. Lineage: Eukaryota; Fungi; Ascomycota; Sordariomycetes; Diaporthales; Diaporthaceae. The transcript is spliced from 2 exons. The record is from RefSeq and is a predicted model, not a curated record. Bases 1 to 1008 code for a protein of 335 amino acids.